Messenger RNA from Penaeus chinensis, 699 nucleotides. Its product is annotated as pro-resilin-like. The transcript is spliced from 3 exons. The record is from RefSeq and is a predicted model, not a curated record. Lineage: Eukaryota; Metazoa; Arthropoda; Malacostraca; Decapoda; Penaeidae. Gene Ontology annotation, cellular component: extracellular matrix. The coding region runs from base 9 to 611 and encodes 200 amino acids.
CAGCCGCCAUGAACACCAAGAUCAUCCUCGUGCUGGCCUUCGCUGCCAUCGCCGCCGCCGACAAGCCGAGCUUCUCCUACGGCGCCCCCAGGGUAGCAUCCAGGGAAUCCUUCGAGUCCACUGAGGCCAAGUACGACUUCCAGUGGGCCGUCGACCACGACGACUCCGGCAACGACUUCGGUCACCAGGAGGCUCGCGAUAACGACAACACUCAAGGAUCCUACUACGUGCAGCUCCCCGACGGCCGUCUGCAGAAGGUCACCUACUACGUGAAUGGAGACUCUGGCUACGUAGCUGACGUUAGCUACGAGGGCGAGGCUCGCUAUGACUCAGUUGAGUCCCGUGAAGCUCCCAGACCUGUCUAUUCAGCCCCCAGACCCGUCUACUCAGCCCCCCGACCACGCAUUCCUGACUCACAUGAGUCCUUCGAGAGGCCCGCACCCAUCCCGGUCAGGCCCCGUCACUUCGACUCCCGUGAGUCCUUCGAGAGGCCCGCACCCAUCCCGGUCAGGCCUCGUCACUUCGACUCCCGUGAAUCCUUCGAAUUCGGCAGCUUCGACUCCCGCGAGUCCUUCCACUCGGAUGAGGACGUCCGCCGACACUUCGGCUGAAGGACCGCGUGCAAUAAUGGCCUGAAUUUCAAAUGCCGCGAAUGUAUUUAUUAGCGUGAAUGUGUCAAAUAAAUGUUAUUAAGCAAUA